AUGUCAUCAAGACUUAUUCUUAUUACUGGAGCAAAUAGAGGUAUUGGGUUUGCAACCCUCCAAGCCCUAAGCCUCAAAAGCCCAACCGACAACUUUAUAUUAGCAUGCCGACAAAAAGAAAAGGGGUUUGAGGCAGUGGAACAAUUAAGAGACUUUGGUAUUCAGUCAGAGAUCGACGUACUCGAAGUGGAUGUGACUUGUGAUUACAGUCUGAUUUCACUCGCCGAGAAAGUCAAAACGAAAUAUGGGAAACUGGAUGUCUUGAUAAACAAUGCCGGUGUUGGGCUGUUCCACGACUCAUUCUCCGAAAUGCGUUCUACAUAUAAUCGCACACUUGAUACCAAUGUCACAUCUGUGGCGAUGACAAUUGAAGUGCUGUCGCCACUCUUGCGUCGCUCAUCUCGAGGUCAAAUUAUCAAUGUGUCGUCAGCACGCAGCUCCUUGGAGUUAUCCUCCUCAGGGAAAUUACCCCCAACGAAGGCUAUCGCAUAUAGUUUGUCGAAAACUGCACUCAACAUGCUGACGGUGGAGUAUGCAAAGAUACCGGAGAAUAAAGAUCUCAUUAUCCAAACAGUCAGCCCGGGGCAUUGCAAGACAGCAUUUAAUAACUACCGCGGAACAAAAGAUCCCCUGGAUGGCGCGAAGGUGAUUGUUGCCCUAUUGCAUUCUGACACCUCGAUGUUUGGAAACGGGUUCUGGCAGAUGGAGGAAGGAGAAGAUGUUCCCGUGAAAAUUCCGUGGUAA
Molecule: messenger RNA, 744 nt
Organism: Talaromyces proteolyticus
Lineage: Eukaryota; Fungi; Ascomycota; Eurotiomycetes; Eurotiales; Trichocomaceae
Exons: 3
Coding region: 1-744 (247 amino acids)
Cellular component (GO): membrane
Source: RefSeq, a predicted model, not a curated record